Molecule: messenger RNA, 561 nt
Organism: Botrytis fragariae
Lineage: Eukaryota; Fungi; Ascomycota; Leotiomycetes; Helotiales; Sclerotiniaceae
Product: putative zinc finger mynd-type protein
Exons: 1
Coding region: 1-561 (186 amino acids)
Source: RefSeq, a predicted model, not a curated record
AUGCCUCCCCGUCCCAGUCCCACCCACAAGCUUGGCAUUUCGUUUUCACCCAACAGUAAAAGUCCAGAAUUAGUAUGGGUAAACUUCAGGAAGAUCGAAAUCCCUGGUGUCGAUGGACAGUUUGUCCUGCCGGAUGUCGAUAGGUUCCUCACUUACGGCUCAGGCGAUUUUUUUGAUUCCGAACAACUGCUUAUUAAGCCUCAGUGGAUCAUGCGAGCUCGAAACAUCAAGCAUACUCUUGCUGUUUACAUGCGGGAUAAUUUUGGAUCUGAUGGAUCAAAGAUGACGCAGUCUGCAAGCUCAAACACGGCUGGCAAGAUGGAGCAUGCUUGGAAAGGACCUCUCAUUGUUGUUGCUAUGGAGGGACAGUCUGCUCCUCAGAGUAGAACGUUGAAGAUAGGGGGAGUGUCUCUUACCGUUGGGUCUGGUGUUGUUUUCCAGAGGAGCAUUGACAUUACAUUCAGAGAUUUCAGGGUUGUCCAUGAUUAUUUUCUGGCUUAUCCGCAUGAAUCGGAGAGUCAGCUCACGCUGAAGGAUCAAUAUGGAAACACUGUGAUAUAA